GGUUUAUUUGAAUUGACGUUCAUCGUUAAAAGUUAAAAGCGUAUUUUGUGUGUUUAAUAAUACGUGUUAUAUGUCUAUCUCUAACAUUUAACUAACUGCGUGUGCGCUCGUGUAAAUCUUUCUGUGUAAACGUAUAGGUGGUUGCGUGGCGUGUUUUCCGUGCCAUAAUAGAUUCGACCAAUGAGCGAAUACUUGAGGCCAUGACGUCACGGCCCAAAGAGCUCCGAUUGGCCGGUGGUACGUGCGUCGGCGGUGACGGAUACACUGUUAGCGUAUGAGUACGCGUGUCGCGCUUUGUCAGUUUAUAAGGAGCUCUCCUCGGUGUUCGGCUCUCGCGGCGCCUCUUCUUGAAUUAUCGCGCGGCGAACCCCUCCCCCCUUCCCGAAUAGUACUUAACGAAUUCUCCUCCUCUGCUCUCUUUGUUCCCCUUCGUCCUAGCAUUCUUUGCCAUCUCUUUACCUUACUUUUUUGUCCUGUUAUCACAUUUCGUAUUUUUAUUCCCUUAACCUAACGUUAACUCUUCUUAUACACCUAAUUCUAUACUUUUUUUUAUUUUCCUCUUUCUAUUUCUUUGCCAUCUGGGUUGAUGGUGAAGUUAAAUAAGGGUUAGUUCAAUCUUAUUAGUUAAAGUUGCUAAUUCGAACUUGCCCGUCUUAUUCUUCUGUUUUUUCAUUGUCACGAUUUACGUGCAUAUACCAUCGCUUUUCUGUCUCUGUCUCUGUCUCUCUCUCUCUCUCUCUCUCUCUCUCUCUCUCUCUCUCUCUCUCUCUCUCUCUCUCUCUCUCUUUCUGUUUAAAGCGAGUUCGAAUCUACGCUGGAACCUCGUUCUUUGCUUCGCCUUUCCCGCCUCUUGUCUCUCGUCGUGUGUGUCGUGCUUCUCCCUUCUCCUCUAUUCCCCCGUUCCCUCUCUUCUCCUUCCCCAUCCAGCUCGGUUUCUUUUCUCUUCCCUUCCAUAACCGACUAACAUCGAACCAACGUAGAAUUGUGCAGCAAGUCGUCCACUCCUGUUACUUGACUUUAAAUCAUUCUGUGAUUUAUCUUAUAUUAAAAUAUGACGAUUGAAUCUUUAUUAAAAUUACUUCUCCUCGGCCAACUAUGGUAAUUUUACAAGGAUAUACGUUAUCUAAUACUCGUAGAAGAAGAGAUCGGCUACUCGCGGUGGAAGAAUUGGUACAGGUAGCAGAAUCAACUACAGGAACAUCAAGAAGAAGAAGAACGCGGAGCUGGAGGUGAAAGUGGCGGUGGCGGCGGCGGAUGUGGGGGUGGAGGUGGAGGUGGUGGAAGCAACUAACGAGGAAGGAAAAAGACUAGUGAAGAGGGGGAAAGAAAUAAAGUUUAUAGGUCGCGCCUUUGCGCGAUACCGAUCCUUUGGACGGUAUCGUCCAACAUAAAAGAACAUUAUUAACAAUAUAUCAAGACCAUUGUGGUUCGUCGUCGUGAUACGAGUGAACACGCUGGAUCCAAAGAAGAAGAGGAGGGGGAGGGCGACCGAAUUAAGAAUGAGCCUGGAAACGUUACUGGAAGCGGCGCGGUACGUCGAGCAGCAGGAGAAGAAGAGGGAACAACGCGUCGCUAGCACUAGUUCCACAUCCACCUCCUCCAAUCAACCAUCGCUCGCCGUCGCACUCCCCCACUCUAACAACCAUCACAAUUCAACCGAACCACGUGGUAUCAAAUUAAAAAGGGAUCGUAACGAGCCAGAUGAAUUCCUUUGCGAAGAGAAAAUGCUUAUCAUCGAUGAAGAAGAGCCGUUGGAAAACAACAGAACAAAUGGGAAUCAUACCAACGUACCUCAACGAGGGAGUCCGGUGAUCACGACUUCUCGCAUCACACCACCAGUCGCAAAUGUUAAUCUUAACAGUCAACAGCAGCAACAGCAGCAACAGCAACAACAACAACAGCAGCAACAGCAGCAGCAACAUCAUCAAAUACAGCAGCAACAACAACAAUCACCUGCAUUACCACCGGCACCCCAGUAUCAGCAACAACAACAACCACAUCAUCAUCAUCAUCAUCAUCAUCAAAAUAAUCAGAGUACAACGCAAAAUCAGUACUUGGAAAAUCAGAAUUCCAAUGUCUCGCAACAAAGCGCUGGAAAUCUCAUUGUAGAUGUGGAAACUGCUCAUGACAAUAAGAAACACAGGAGUGGGUCGUGCGUGAUCCGAUCUGGUACAAGGGAAGUACACAACAAGCUGGAAAAAAAUCGAAGAGCGCAUCUUAAAGAAUGCUUCGAAUUUCUCAAAAAGCAAAUACCAGCGCAAGAGGACAAAAAGUCCUCGAAUCUAUCCAUUUUACACGCUGCCAUCAAACAUAUACAGUCAUUAAGAAAAAAAGAACGCGAUUAUGAGCACGAAAUGGAAAAGCUGGCAAGAGAAAAAAUCGCGGCGCAACAAAAAUUGGUUGCUUUAAAGAAGGAACUCGCAGCAACGUGGGAUCAUAUCGACUUUAAUACUCUACUGCCAGAACAGAGUUCGUCCGCGGAAGUUCCGACUAUGAAAAAUGUUCCAGAAAAUAUAGAAUUGGAGGUAGCCGGACUUGCACGCGGUGGUACCAGAUACAGCAGCACGAGUAGUCUGAGCAGCGCUGCGACGGCUAGUUCGCCACAAGCGCUUCAAACGACGACUAACAAUUCAAAUAUUCACAAUCAAGUUGCUACGGCUGCUGUAGUCUGUCAAACGCAGGGGCUUAAUCUUGCCCAAAAUUCGAGGGAAAGUCCACCGACUAGUUCGAGCCCUGGCGUACCUGCUGCUGCUGCUGGGACGACGCCUACCAUUCCUGCUCCGGCUCAAGAGAAAGUGACAACAUCUCCGACGAAUUUGGUGCAACAGUCUCAUCUACAUCUACCGAUAAGCGCCCAAAUGUUAAAUACGGGUCAAGGAUUAGCGACAAUCGUGCCGACCCUUUCCCAUAUCGGCCCUGGUCUCAGAGUUAUACCUGGUGACACGAGACAACUACUGGUCACGCAUGCAGCUGCAGCUGCUGCCGCUGCAGCUGCAGCCGCCGGUGCUAACAAUGAAUCCCGACCGCUUACGUUGGCCGUACAAAAUUCCUCGGAUCAAUCGAGGCCACUGAUUGCCGUUCAAUCCAACACUGGAAGCGAGCCAAGGCCCGUCGCACUGGUCGUGCACUCGUCUACGGCUAAUGACAAUCGUGUAACCUUUGUGCAUUCGAAUUUAUCGAAUAACGACAGACCCCUGGCUCUUGCCGUGCAAUCUUCGGCCAACGACGUCAGGCCCGUUACAUUUGUACAUUCUGGAAACGAGGGAAGACCCUUGGUUCUUACCGCUCAUUCUCCUGCUUUAAACGUCUCCAAUGCCCAAACGAGAAUAAGAACGGGUGACACGACGCAAACCACGCAUAAAAUGGUUGGAGGUGUUACGCUGGUCGGUGGAAGCGGUUCGGAGCUAACAAGACUUCCCGGUGGUGCAGAAUUAAAUAUUCUUCCAGCAAAUGGAUUGACUUUAAGUCAUGCAGGAGUUUCCCUUCAAACAACGACAGGAAAGGCGGGUUCAGCGACAGUGAUGUCCAAUGCUCCGUCCACUGAAAGUAUAGCUCACAUCGUCGGCCAACAUACUCCCCUUUCCGGUCUGACACCGAUAGUCACACCAAUGACCGUUGUUUCCCAAGGGAAUCAAGUAACUGCUCAUAUUUUAGCACCAUCGAGUCUUGCGGGGAAAAUGAUUACAACUCCUAUUCUCAAAUCUGUGGGACAAAUGCCACUUGUAAAUGCUCAGUACCUUAAUACGACGACGCUAGUUAAGCCAGUUGUUGUCGUUAGUUCGCCAUCAAAUUCUACUCCACCGUCUACUACAACAUCAUCCAUCACGCAACCUUCCUCAACUUCGCAUUCAACCGUCUGACAAAAUCAAAGAAAGAUCAAAUUAGUUUGAGGAAAGACUAUUUUACAUUUAUGGAAACUGACAAGUGUGAAUCACUUUUAUCAACUUUUAUGUAGAUUCUCCAGGUCCUUAUAUGUUUACUGGCACACUCACACAUAUACACACUACAUGUAAUGUGUUUAUCCUAUUCGCGCGUUAGUUAUUAGAACCUCUGUCGUCUACGAUUUUAAAUGAAACGAUAUAAAUUUGUGUACACGAAUCUUAUAAGGAAAUAACGUAUUGCGCUUUGAUUCCCGUAUUAUAUGAUUGACAUCCAACGAGUUAGUUUAGUUGUCAUUUUUGACUUGCAGUUUUUGUUUAUUUUGUCUUUGUUAUUAUCUUUAACUUUUACUCCAUUCAAUAUUCACAUUUUUAAUACAUGUUCCAAAUUUUCUUCGUAUCGUACACUGGAUUGCUAUUGUUGUACAUUUCUCUCAAAAUUAUGUCUCCGUUAAUCAAUUACGAUUGUUUCUAAUAGAAUAUCUAUCAGUUAUAAAUAUAUACCAUAUUGCAAAUGUUAAUAACAAAAGUCGCGUUUACGAACUACUGAUCUGUGCAACAUCUUUGUAUUAAGGUUGAAAAUUUGAGAUUUUAGAAUCGGAUUAUAUUUUUCGGUGCUGUAAAGCGAUCAAAGAAAAUCCAACAUAUAUAAUCUAACAGUUAAUAAUACUUUAAGUGGGUAUAACCGAUGUCUAUAAUAUAUUUUUUCUUUUUUUUUUUUCUCUUCCUCCCACCCCCCCACACCCAAAAGACCCACCCACCCCUAAGACUAAAUGUACUGAAUGAAGUAUAGGCAAUGAAGCUUUUAAUCUUUUUCUGGCUGUGGACACCGAACGAGCCCAUUUUAUCCAGAAAACAAAAAAAAACAAACGGUGAAAUGAAUUUCUUGCAAAGAAAAAGAGAGUAAACAAGAGUAAGGAAUUGUUAAUAAGAGUUGUCUUUCGAAUAAGUUCUAAUAUUUAUUGUUUUAUAUAUUUAUUUUAAUCAUGCAACUCUCUAUGCAUGUUACUACUAUUCGGCUUAACAGCAUGCCUAAUAAUGUCAAUUUACGAUUCUUCUCUAUAUUGAUUUCAUAUGAAUAUAUAAAGAAUUUUCUUGCGCUAUCGUAGGCAUUAUGAUACAUAAUUUUAUUUUAAAUGAAACAAAAUGACAGAGUUAAGACAUACACAAAGCGAACGAAGCAGAGAGAGAGAAAAUGUUCAUCCAUCGUCGUAUAGUUCAUUAUUAUUACAUGUUUUUGUGUUUAAUUUUUAGUCCGAUAUCAAUCUGAUGACAUUAACUGUGUGUGUCAUUGCUUUUCAUAUUAGCAAUUACAAAUUUUGAAGCAAUCGAAUACUACUUGAACACUAAUUAACACUUUGACGUCCGAACGUAUGACCAAGAUUCUUUCGAUCGAUGUGUGGGGCGAUGUGCAUUUGUUCAAUCUCUUUAAAAGUGACACCAAUGUGUAAUGGGCGGCAUAGUGUUAACACACUAAGAGAUGAACAUUUUCGUUAAAUCGUAUUUGCAUUUGUUACGAUAGUCGAUGAAGAUAAUCUUAUUAAAUGUAAAUGGGAAUUUGACAACAUACUGAAUCGUAAAUAAAACUAAUGAUGUAGAAUGUUAACCUAGAGUGAGACAGAGAUAAAAGAAAUGAAAGAAGAGAAAAAGUAAAACUUAAAUAGCAAAAAGCGCUGUUCGACUAAGACGGAUAAAAUUAAGAAAGAAAAAUUAUCGAUAGAAAUAAAUAGCGCGUAGCAUUCUGUACAUAAUACCAAUCUAUUACGUGGUAAAAAGUAACAAAAAAAAAUGUAGAAUGAAUAAUGAGAUGAAAAGAAAAAUAAGAGAGAGAAAUAGGAAGUAAAGGAAUGUGUUUACGAACAAUGUGAUAUAAGUAACGAUUUAAAGUUAAUUAGUAUCUUGUGUAGUUUUUAAGGAAUACUGUUGAAUUGUUUACUGCGUAGAGAGAGAGUGAGAGUGAGAGUGAGAGUGAGAGUGAGAGUGAGAGUGAGAGUGAGUGAGUGAAAGUCUGAGAAUGGGAAUGUAUGCUGACAAUUAUUAUUAAAUAACAUCCGUACACAUAAGAGAUGGGAUGAUUUAAUUGUAAAUAGAAUAUAUAAUGAAACGAUAGAAAAUUACGAAUUAUUAUUAUAUACACACAUAUAUGUAUAUAUGUAUUGAGUAAUGGAUGGGAAGGUAUACAUAAAAAAAAAAAAUUAAAAAGUUAAAAAAGCAACACAAAGAAAACAUACAAAAAAUUUUGGAGUAAUAUUCGCUGAUGAUAAAUUCUGUUUCAUCAUCCGAGUUGGUUAAAAAUCUAUCAUCUUUCAUAAAUAUUCCAUGCAGUAGAAGAGACACCCGUAGAAAUUACGUAAAAAAGAAAGAAAGAAAUAAAGAUAUAAGAAAAAAAAAAAAAACAUUAAUAAAUGUGAUGAUACCGAUCGUUUAA
Polistes canadensis is the source of this 6306-nucleotide messenger RNA. Its product is annotated as histone-lysine N-methyltransferase, H3 lysine-79 specific-like. The transcript has 11 exons. Gene Ontology annotation, molecular function: RNA polymerase II cis-regulatory region sequence-specific DNA binding; DNA-binding transcription factor activity, RNA polymerase II-specific; protein dimerization activity. Bases 1500 to 3860 code for a protein of 786 amino acids. Gene Ontology annotation, biological process: regulation of transcription by RNA polymerase II. Lineage: Eukaryota; Metazoa; Arthropoda; Insecta; Hymenoptera; Vespidae. The record is from RefSeq and is a predicted model, not a curated record.